CCAAAGCAGUACCACUUUUAUCUGAAAAGCAUGAUUUUACUGUAGUCGAGAUCGAGUAUGCAACAACCCUGAUCGCCAUGUUAGUUAUAAAAAGGGACACCUCGGAGCAACGCUGUCAAUCCGCGUGGAAAGAAUCGAUCACAGUCAGCUUCCUUCCUCAUGCUUGAGGCGUCUUUCCGGCCGGUUGAAAGCCUCCCAGUACUGGAUCGCUAAACAGCGGGUUUCACUUUGACUACUUCACGAAAACCAUUACCCUGAACAGGUUUUAGGUUUGAUUGUUCAGAGAGGAAAAGGUUGGUUGUCUGAAAUUCUUGCAGAUAGAAGUUAGGAGAAGGCGGUUUCAAGGUCUUGGCGGGUGCUCGUAGAACGCGGCGCAAUGUCGGAUCAAAUAUUACUGGAGGAAGGAACCUUCAACUCACGCAGCGCCAGCAGCGAGGAAGACUCAGAAAUCUCCACGCCACGCGCGGAGCCCGAGGAAAGCGAUGAAAACAGUGGUGGAGGUAGUACAGCUACUGCACCCGAUGACAAUGGAGAUGUACGUGUUACGAUCCGAGAAGGCAAUCGCACUGUGCCUUCACGGCCCGAACGUAGCAUGGUCUUCACACCUCCUGGAGUCGACCUCUCCGACACGCGAGCUCUACCUGUGGACGGCAUUGAAAUGCAGUCACUGAACUCGUCUUUUGGCAGCGGGCAAGCCCAGGAUGCCGCAGCGAUCGAACUGGCAAGACGGGAGAGUCAGUUUUCGCGCAUGACGGGACUUUCUGAACUGAGUCACAGCGGCCAUGAACAACACCAGGGCAUUGCCAACAGUGCAUCGUCAUCCAUUCUCUCUCGCCUUGCACGGAGCGGCGGGGCAGACAGCAAGAGCGCAUCGAGCAAGACAAAGCGAGAGCCCUCAGGACUUUCCAUUCUCGCUCCGAGGAAGAAGGGACGAGCUGGCAGCGUGGCAGAGGGUGGCUUUGAAGGACCGUUUGACGAGGCAUUCUGGGAGAAGGUGGAGGAGAAGAAAACAUUGGAAGGUUUGAUCAAGAAACUUGCCAUGCGCGAAGCCAGACUUGAUCGCAUCAUCGAGCAGAGUGGGUCGGCAGAGGCUGCAGUCACAGCUAUUCUGGACAAGUCUAACUCUCAAGGAGAGGCGCGGCAGCUAUUGGACGGGCUGAUCGCCCGCGGCAUUGAUCUCGGUUGUCGCGACGAUCCGUAUCUGCACAUCGCUGCGGAGAAGAAUUACGUCUACGUAGCGCGAACGUUGAUGGAUAACGAGGCGGCGAUCGAUGCGGCCAGUGAGAAAGGAGAGCUACCUGUGAUAAUUGCACUUCAAGCUGGCCAUGAUGAAAUGGCGUCUGUUAUCUUGCGCCGAAUGAACAAGAAAAGGGUCCGAGAGCUGUUUGAUGCACAGAAAGACGGCAACUCCUUCCGUUUUCAAAACCUUGUGUCAUCAGGGGAUAUGCCGCUGACGUGCCGGGCUAUUCUGGAUGCCUGCGUCCAGCCGACUGACGAGCCAGACGAGUACCGUUUCCAUUAUCGUAUUCUGGAGAGCGAUGCGAACGGUUACUCUCCCAACGACGCAGGGUUUAACGUGAACGGCAAAACCGCCUUUCACCGAGUUCUGGAGUGCCGAGACAAAGAGAUGCAGCGACACAAUGUAGUGCGCAUGUUGAUCUACAACAAGUGGGUGGAGUAUGGAGAGAGAAUGGCCAUCCUGAACCUGUCGCUCUACUUGUUGUUCAUGCUGUGCGUGACGUUUUCACUGAUCUCUGCUGGCCGGCAAGCUGAUCCGCGUAUCUACGACAGUGCUGAGGACUAUGCCAGAGGUGUGCUGGAAGUGAUCAGUCUGAUCGGGGUCAUGUUCAAUCUUUACGAUGAGAUCAAGGAGUUACACAGAGAGAAGUUGGCUUACUUGACAGAUGGCUACAACUACCUUCAGGUCACCUCUAUGCUACUCUUGGUUGCCAUCAUUCCACUGCGUUGGACUAAUCAAGAUGCACAAUGGCAUGUGGCAUGCUUCGCAUACAUCUUCCUGUGCCUGCGUAUUCUCAUGCUGAUAUCCGUCACAAGAAUGGUUGGUAUAUACCUACAGAUACUGACACGUAUUCUCUACAAGGACAUAUCACGUUUUGUGAUCAUAUUCGGGAUCUUCCUCCUGACAUACUCUGGUUCCUUGUUCCUGGCAUUGCGUGCUGAACCCAUCGUGGAGAGGAACUCCACGUCGGACCCGAAGGAAACCACCGAGCUGAGUCUCGGACACUUCACAUCGAAUUACGGUUUCAUUCUUUUGAGUGGACUGCGGACCAUGAUUCAGCAGGAAACCAAUGUGGACUACAUCAAUGACGACGAGCCGAGUGAAUCAUUCAGCUGGUUGGGUAUAGUCAUCAACAUGCUGUUCCUGUUCUUCGUGCUGGUAGUGCUGUUGAACAUCUUGAUCGCUCAGCUUAGCGAUACGUAUGCUGAUGUCAAAGCCGACGCACAGCGUGAACUUGAGCAAAACUGGGCGGCAUCGCUCAGGAUUCUGGAACAGGGAACGUCACCAUUGAAGAGAUACCGUUUCAAGAACUAUGAUGACUACGAAGAUGUUGUCCACCCUGGACAUCGGUUGAUCGGCUGGGAAGAACCGAAGGAUGUCGACGAAGACGAAGAGGAGAAGCGCCGAAAACUGCAGAUGGAAGCGGAUAUCGAGAAGCAGAGUCAACAGAUAAUGGCCUUAAAGGCACAGAUGCGAGCCACCCUUGAGCUGCUACACGAGAAUAGGAAGGUGCCGCCCAAGCUAGACCACAACAUUGCCCAUCUCGGUACCGUGCAGGUACCAGAAACCGUAAACAACAUCGUCAUGAAAACAGAGGCCGUUCUUCGGGACGACGUGAUGGAAACACGUAAACAGCAGAACACAAUCUUCAACGAUCUGUCACAGGCGGCACGCGAACACACGGACACGCUGAAGAAGUCGGUUGACGACCAGAACCGAGACACGCAAACGCUGAUGACGACUUCGUUCCAGACAACCUCAACAGAGCUGGACCAUCUGAAGCAGACGGUCGGUGUUACGCUACCCGACACCAUACAAUCAGUAACAGCAGCCGCGCACACCGAAACCAUUGCAGCGCUCAGUGCCAAGCUGAACGAAACCAGCGGUCAACUUCAGGCACUGGAGCAGUACAUUCAAACCAACCUGCGAGAGAGCAUCGACACAGCCAUCAAGACAUCGGAGCUCUCAGUCAUUGGCGAUGCCACAGCCGCAGUGACGAUGGUACGCGAACAAGAGAGCGAACACAAUCGUGAGCUGAGAGAAGCACUCCAGGUCAGCCAGCAGAACAUCACUGAUACUCUGUGCAAGGCCGUCAAGGAGAACUGUAACCGUCUGCAGGUAGACUUGACUCAGCAACUGGAACGGGGCAUGGCAGCACGACACCAGGCCUUGGAGCAGCAGCUGAGCGCGCAAGUCGACAAGAUGAUGGCCGAAGUGAACCGCCUUAUCGACGGAUCAUUCUAGACUCGUAUAACGUCACAAUGGAUAAUGCCUUACUUGUUGUUUUGAGAUUUUCCUGAGAGUUCUCGCACUGCUUGUGAAGAGCUCCAGGCUUGAUUCUAUUCUCGUUUGUUCUCCAAGCUUUCUGCCUGAUUCGAAGUCUUUCACAGCAUUAGUAGAGUCCAGCCUUUAGUAGGCAGAGGAUAUACCCACUGGUCAUACCCAUUUGCACAGAUCCCGGUUUGCCCAUGGCCGGAUUACGAGUUUGUUUUCCACUUUACCGAUCGCACAUGUGGGCUGGCGUAUAGCCAGCCGAACGUACUGCCAAGUUUCUUGACAACCAUUCAGCAUACUACUAUACUUGUGUACCAACUGUACCAUACGUCAUUGUCAAGAGGUACGGUAAGUUUUCACAGCACAAGUCCAAGAUAAAUACAAUGCUUUUCUUGCCUUGUCCUGGUCUUACACCUCCUCAAUCUCUCCCUUGUACGAGCACUAGGCCGUGCUGCAUGAUGGCUCAGAGCCCUUCAGAGCAUCAUACUGUACAUGUACAUGCUUGCUGCACACCGCUGUUCUUGCUGCUCGAUUUCCAUAAUUCCACCCUACCAUAACACAACUCAAGAUUGCACGCUGCCGCGAAGCACACAUGGAGUAUUUUACAAAGUACUUUUGCUCUGAACUGGAACUAGCUGCCCUGUUAUUUAACUACGAGCAGCAACUAUUAUUUUCUCGCUUUUUUCAUGGGUUUACGGUCAGUACUUUAACACUUAUUAUUCUGAACUUGUUCUACCAUUAUUACCUGUCCUAUGCUGCUGUCAACUGUUCCGUGUGGAUUCGCGGAAUUCCCCAUUUGGCAGCGGUCCACUUUCUGUUUCUCUUCCACAGCUCCUUCUGCAAACUUACUUCUUUUACAACCACUGCCGGGUAUUUCAACGACUACACAUCUUCCUUGUACUGCAUAUUUUACCUCUGUGCUGUACUAAAUCCAUUGUCCUUGUUCAUUUGAUUUUGCCUGUAUUUUCACCUGACAAUAAGGCUUGAAAUCGUA
This is a messenger RNA of Sycon ciliatum, 4508 nucleotides long. RefSeq lists its product as uncharacterized. Gene Ontology annotation, biological process: calcium ion import across plasma membrane. The record is from RefSeq and is a predicted model, not a curated record. The transcript has 14 exons. Bases 377 to 3484 code for a protein of 1035 amino acids. Gene Ontology annotation, molecular function: calcium channel activity; protein binding. NCBI's taxonomy places the organism in Eukaryota, Metazoa, Porifera, Calcarea, Leucosolenida, Sycettidae. Gene Ontology annotation, cellular component: plasma membrane.